GAUGUGCUACCAAUGUGCCACCAGCAGCUCGUCCAAUGACUGCAUCACGGACUGGGGAGGGCUGGUCAACACGUCCAGGGGCCUGGCCAAACACUACGCCAAGAACUGUACGGACACGAGGAAAACCUUCGAUCGCUGCGUCAUCGAGUCGGCGGAAGUUGGAGGGAAAUUCAUACUGUACAAUCGGGACUGCCAUGAUGGUCUGAACUUCACAAAAAUUUUCGAGGAUCCAAAAUUUGUCAACUUGCCCCCAAACAACGAAAGCACGUGUGGCCAAGUCAACAACUAUCUCGUCUGCUAUCGAUUUUGUAAGACGGAUUUCUGCAACGGUCCGCAAGCCCCGCCGUUGAUUGUAAAAAAUUGCACAGGCGACGAAGAGAACUGGGAAACGUGUGGAGCGAAGGGAGUUUACUCAAACUCCGGAUUUCAGUUAAUGGGAAUUAUUUCCCUUUUGUUCAUUAUAAUAGUUUUAUCUUGAUUUAAUUUUGUAAAUCUCAUUAACAGGCUGUCCAUUAAAGACGUCAUUCUUUGAGGUUGUGGGAGGGGAUUUGAGACGUGAUUUUGGGGGAAAGA
Molecule: messenger RNA, 573 nt
Organism: Physella acuta
Lineage: Eukaryota; Metazoa; Mollusca; Gastropoda; Physidae
Source: RefSeq, a predicted model, not a curated record